CGUGUGGUUACAGUUGGUCUUAUGCGGUUACAGGCGGGAGAAGAUCACACACUGAUAAGUGGGGCUCUGAGCCCGUUAUUUGCGCUGUCUGCGGUUAUAGACAGGCUUCCUGAUCCUCAAAAUGAGAAAAGCAACAGAAAACCAAGGAGACACUCGAACACUUGCAGAAUACUUCUCGCCGAGGAGUAAAGUAAAAGACCUCACACUCCAGCAGAACUCCCUACCACAUUUCACAUCUUUCCUCCAGGAGACUGUAAUGAAGCCCUCUCAGGUCCCUAACCGGCUUUCUCACCCGCCACCCAGGAGAAUGAGAAUAUUUCCAGUUCAAAGCCCUGAGCUGUGCCACACAGACAGACUGGGUCCACCGCGGCCAUAUCCUCAUCCUGUGGGACCGAUACAUUCAUCAGGAUUUGUUCCAAACGGCCCACUUAAUUUUGGGACCCGGGCAGUUAGGCCACUGUCUAUGCCAAGGGACAGACUGGAUCCUGCUCAACCCCCAGGGUCAAACUGUUCACCACAACUUAUUCCAGUCAGCCAAACAAACAUUGGUGCCUCCUAUAAUAAGCCACCACCCUCGCCUUCAAGGAUGUUUCACCAUGCACCCCCUCAUUCAAGGAAGGAUUUAAGCAACCACUCUCUGCCCUCCCACAUCAGGAGAGAUCAAAUGACAGAAUCCACGGUCACCUUAUCUAACUCAGGAAGGAAAAAUGCAACCGUACAACAACAAGACUUAACCAAGGCUCAAUCCAAUGAUGUAAGGAGUCCCAUACAAACCAUCCAGCUGCACAGGCCUCCUAUGACCCUGUCAGUCACCCCCAGAAAAGUUCAGGAUGUUUGCUCACUGUCACUAGCUGACUCAGAGUCCCGGAGGCCUUGUACCAGCCAGUGGCCCCAGAGGGGCUACCACCCUUCUAUGAGUACCCAGUCAUCUGACAGGAGUAGAGGUUCAAGUUUACCUAUGAUGCACAGCCCUGUUGCCCCUUACCAGGACCAGUAUCAUAAACGAACGCCUUCAAGUGAAAAGUUCAUUCCAGUUGUGGACUUGAAUAGCACAUCUCAGAAGCGGCGCAGGGAGUCUGAGGCCUCUGACGACAGUGCCAAGAAACUGUGUCUUCAGGAUGCAAACUCUGGCAAAGCACAAACACGUAAACCAACUGCUGGCAACUCACUCAGCUCUUCUCUGGUGCCGCCAUCGAGGAAUUCCUCAGGCUUGGAACCGUUGCCCAAAACCACAGAUGGCCAUCUGCGCACAGAACCGGCAUGUGGCCAGUCAACAUGCUUGGAACCAUCACCAACAUCCUGCACAUCACUGUCACCCAAACCUUGUGUAAAAAGACAACCAUCAAUGGGGGCAAAGCAGGCCUAUAUAAAUUCCAAUCAGAAUUAUGUUGUCAAGUUAACAGAUGUAAGAUCACCAAAGCCAGGUGGAGAAAUUUUGAGGAAAAGAGGUGAGGAAAACGAUAAAAGGUGUAAAUCAAGCACUUUGUUAUCCUCUGAGAUCCCCCAGAAGCACGCUGGUAGCUCACCUCAUGUUCAGUUAGGGAGCCACCACUCCGGUCAUAAUCAUAAUAAUACCUCACCCUCACCAGUCAGGACCCUGAGCAAAGUUAAGCAUAUGAAGGAGACUAGAAAGUCAGACAAUAGCACUCCCAAGCCAGUCUCAAAAUCAAACUCAGGUUCUCUGAGGCGCACGAUAGAACGGAACAAAAUAUCCCACCCACGAAGACCUGUAGUAAUAGCUGAUGAUAUAGGUGACCUUUUCACCCCUGAUCUCACGACCUAUGUUGUCUGCCCUGCACCUAAGACUGCAAAACCCAAGGUGGAUGGGGGACCAAUGAAAUCACCCUCCUCAGAAAAAAGUUGUUCAUCCAGCACUGUGGCCACCUCCAGCGCCCCAAUUACUGGAUCCUUGUGUCGCAAAGCUCAAAACUCCACAGGAACUGUUUCCCCACAUGCAGCGGAUACGACAAUCCCCUUUUUAUCAAGCCCACAAGUCUCCUUGCCAGCUGUGUCUUUAGAGCGGGUAAAACUUGAAACUUUACUAUCCUUUUCCCCUAAAGACAGUGAACUCAGAAACAGUCCCAUCACUUCUUCAAGCAGGCAGCUUAAGGAUGAGAGUGUUAAAACUGAUGAGAAACACAAACCACUCCUCCCCAACGAUGUGAGACCAUGUGCUUUAAAGACAGACACUGCUGCCUCUGAACAAACCUCGACAUCUCAUUAUUUUCAGUCCACACUGUUGGAGAGGCAGGCAGGUGAAAGGGAUAGACAGCAGGUGUAUAAAGAGGAUCCUAUAGACGUGGAGCUGGACCUAGGCCUGAGCUUUGCGUUAGAUAUGGAUCUAACUCAGAGCUCCCAUAGCAGUGACGAGGAGCAGCUGCUUUCCUUUCAGGAGAUGAUGGAGCGUGUUACCAAACCUCCAGAUACACCAGAUAAGGGAGCCUUCUCAGAGCCUAGUACACCUGGACAUGACAUCCGCCAGUCAAAAACUCUGCCGUUGCCAUCCACCACAAAGUCGGGCAUCUACAAGAAUAACCUUGACCAGAUGCUGAAGGAAAUAAACACCAAUAAGAAAGCUAAAGAGAUUGAGACAGAACUUUUAACUGCAUGUAAAGAGGACCUGUUGAGGAUAGCUGAAUAUGAGGAGGCUGAGGAGAACUGCGAGGAGGGCAUCUCCACUGAACAACAGGAAUUCCUGCAGCGCUACUCAUUGAUGUCCAGUGCAAUCAAGGAGGUGCCUCCAGGAGAAGUAGUGUUCAACCUGGAGAAAUUUGGCCGGAUCUUCAACCAGGAUACGCUGCAGCUCAGGCGAUGCAUGGCCAAUCCACAGGGCACAGCACAGAAAACACUUCUUUGGUCCAGCCCUGCUCAACUGAGGUUGCAUCUGAAUAUCGGAUUGUUCCAGGAAGCGUACGACUGUCGCUCACCCUGUCCAACUCAGGUUACCCGUUUCCUAUUCAAGAUGAUGUCAGUCCAUACUGAGAGGAUGGUUUCUGAAAAGAUUCUACAAGUUCUCUGUGAUAUCGCCUGCACUGCUGCUUAUCAGAUAGUGAAAAAUGGAAGCCAGCAGUUUAACGUGUGGGUGCCCGGUUUGGCUGAUGUGACGUUGGUCCUGAUGAAUAUGGGAGUUGCAUUUGUUACUCUUUUCCCUUUUGAAAGUCUGCAGCCUCCAUUCACAGAGGGAGAUCUACUGGAGGAUGUCUAUAUCAAAAGUGAAAGUCCCUCCAGCAACAAGGAGCAGGGCAUUUUCCCUGAACACAACUGUAACAACAUCUUGAAGUACCUGGAUUACUGUAUGGGCCUGUGUCCACGGGCCUACAGCGACAACGAGCUGCUGUUGCUGCUAACUGUGGUGGGCAGGAUGGGCCUGGACACUCGGCUCAUCCUCCAGUCCAGUGUGGAACUUUACCCUCUACAGUAUAAAAUUGUGAACAACAUCAGGGACUGGGACACCAUGCUACCCAGAAUCUGUCUGGCUCUGACUGAUCUGACAGAUGACCACCACAACAUGUGCCUGCUAGUUCAACUGCUGCCUGACAACACACGUGGAAAGCAACUGCGACGACAUCUCAGUCUGUCCAUGAUCUCUAAACUGUUAGAUGGAACUUGUACGUACAGACCUACAGAAAAAGAGUUUCAGCUCUUGGAACUGAGGCCGUACCUGCACCGUAUGCAACCCUCCACCCUUCUCCGAGGCAUGUUGAACUCCUCCAGCAGGAGUCAGAAAGAGAAAGAGGAGGACAUGGCCAUCCUAGAUCAGCAGGCUUACUACCUCUGCUACAGCCUCCUGACUUUGGCAAAUGAAGCCUCCAAUUUUCAGUUCUUCCCAGCUCGACAGAAGGAGCAGCUGCUGUUUUUGAGCUCUGAGCUGGAAAUGCAUAUUAAAUGUGACAUCAGAGAGAGUGAGAAGUGUCUUUACCGGAGUAAGGUAAAGGACCUGGUGGCCAGGAUCUACACCAAGUGGCAGAUGCUCCUUCAGAGGACCAGGCCUCUCCAUGGUAAGCUGUAUGAUUAUUGGGAGCCUCCGCCUGUGGACAUAUUGAUCAGCAGCCAGGAAGAGCAGGAGAUGGACAUCAGUGAUGGGGAGGGUACUGUGAAUGAGGAAAAUACUGCGAUGGAGGAAGAUGAAGAGGAGGGAACCAGUGGAGUUGAAGAGAAUGAGGUUGCAAUGGUUGCUGAGGAGAAGAAGGAAAAGGAGAAGGAGGGAGAUGAUACAAUAGUUGACACAAACAAGGAGAAGGAAGGAGAGGAUACAGUUGAUGACACAAACAAGGAGAAGGAAGGAGAAGAUACAGUUGAUGACACAAACAAGGAGAGGGAGAAGAAAGGAGAUGAUACAGUUGAUGACACAAACAAGGAGAAGGAAGGAGAAGAUACAAUAGUUGACACAAACAAGGAGAAGAGAGGAGAUGAUACAAUAGAUGGCACAAACAAGGAGAGGGAGAAGAAAGGAGAUGAUACAAUAGAUGACACAAACAAGGAGAGGGAGAAGAAAGGAGAUGAUACAAUAGAUGACACAAACAAGGAGAAGGAGAAAAAAGGAGAUGAUACAGUAGAUGUCACAAACAAGGAGAAGGAGAAGGAAGGAGACGAUACAGUAGAUGUCACAAACAAGGAGAAGGAGAAGAAAGGAGAUGAUACAGUAGAUGACACAAACAAGGAGAAGGAGAAGGAAGGAGACGAUACAGUAGAUGUCACAAACAAGGAGAAGGAGAAGGAAGGAGAUGAUACAAUAGAUGGCACAAACAAGACAGGGAAUGACAUGACUCAGAAUGAAAGGCUAGAAGAAAUUGAGGGAGGCGAUGCAAUUAAUGACAAAAGUAUAACAGACAAAGCAGUAGAACCGGUAUCUGAGGCGUUGAACCAAGAGAUGCCAGAGAUGGAGUGUCAAGCAACAGAAGAGCAAAUAGAUGCUGAUAGCGUAGAACGUACCGAGGGGGAGACUGAAAAUCUUAUCAUAACAGGAAGCAGCAUGUGAUUUUGUGUCAUUGAGACUUUUUAUUUGUUUUCAGGGCAUUAAUUGCCACUGCCUUAAUGUUAAGCUCAAUUUGCACUCUGAGUUUUGUUUUCUACAAUGAAUAAAGACAAAUUGCAGUUGUAUAUUUAUGAAUAUAACAAAUUUAGAGCAGAUCAGAGUUUUUUUGAGGGCUGGAGCCUCAUUUAUUUUUGGUUAGUGCCACACAAGUAAGAAAAUACUGAUUUAAUAUGUGUGUUUUUUGGAAAAUCUUGUAGUUGUGUUCAUAAAAUUUUGUAAUUUCUCAAAAACGGUUCAUAAUUUAUUGAUGUCAGUCAAAGCUGACUGUAUGUAUAUGUGUAGUUAUAUUAUUCUGCAAAUCUGCCCCCAGAAGAAACAUGCUUAAAUAUUUUUAGCUGGACCGGCCACAGACCAGCCCUUUAACCCUGAAUAUCUGUCACUCAGCAGCCACACAUUUCUCUGUUUACUGUCGUCUCAGGUUGUACAUUUACUGCCACAUCGACAACUUAUUGCUGGUUCAAACCUGUGUCCAAUCAGUUGCACUACUGUCUCAGAUUUUGUUCAAAUCCUGUCUAUAUCAUGAAUGGGCCCCAAAAGCAAGGCCUAUAUGCCAUUGUAUUUUAAUAAGGCCCUAGAUUUGGGUAAAAGUGCAAAAUUCCUAAACAAGUGGCAUUUAGGGUACCACAAACCCACAUCUUUGCACCAAUAUGAUAUUGGUCAUUAUUCUUUCUUCAAAUACAAUCUUUAUUUAAUUGUAUUUGAAGAAAAAGUAAUGGAGGUGUUCUUGUUUGCCUGGCCUGUACAAUUAUAGGAGAAACACUGCAAUAUGUUUAGAGGAAGUUAUCAGUUCAGAAAUAGGAGCUAAGUGUCC
Molecule: messenger RNA, 5846 nt
Organism: Thunnus maccoyii (southern bluefin tuna)
Lineage: Eukaryota; Metazoa; Chordata; Actinopteri; Scombriformes; Scombridae
Gene: slf2
Product: SMC5-SMC6 complex localization factor 2
Exons: 21
Coding region: 122-4978 (1618 amino acids)
Source: RefSeq, a predicted model, not a curated record